Messenger RNA from Terrapene triunguis (Three-toed box turtle), 1677 nucleotides. It is a transcript of the gene BTBD16, whose product is annotated as BTB domain containing 16. The coding region runs from base 1 to 1677 and encodes 558 amino acids. Lineage: Eukaryota; Metazoa; Chordata; Testudines; Emydidae. The transcript has 16 exons. The record is from RefSeq and is a predicted model, not a curated record.
AUGGUACAUCUCUUGGAUAUCCAUGAUGAAGACAAUCUUCAGCCUGGUUCUUCUCAGCUUGCUUUUUGUAAUCAAAAUGAUGAAGAAUGUAACAGACAAGGCACUCAGCAAUGUCCAGGGCUCUCAGAUGCAUGUGCAGUCAUCAGAGGACAAGCAACUGACACACCUGUCUCCCUGUCUGAUGAACCAAAGAGUCAGACAUCAAAUCUAGAAUUUGAAACACAAGGCCAUUCGUCAUCUUUAUCGCCACAAUCUCAGAAGGGCAAUGAGCUGGAGUCUUUGAGGGUACACUCCAAUCAAGCCUACACAAAUGAAGUCAUCUUUUCCCACACGCAGAAGAUGACAGAAGAUAUGGAACCAGAUGUGGCCUUGGAGUGCCUGGGCUUCUUAUGGGAGCUUCAUCGUAUCUAUUUAUUUAAAUCCAAGACGCUGUCACAGCUUUUAAUUUCUGCAGUAGAGCCAAUGAACAUAAAUGAUUUGGAAAGCCAGCACAAAAGCAAAAAAGAGGGCAAACACAAUAAACAGUCCAACCCGGCUGCUCAGAAAACUAAGGCACUUGGCAAAGAGAAGUCAAAAAUGAAAAAGAUCACCAUUUCAUUGGAUGUUCAGGACCCAGAAGUCACUAGAAUUGCCUUUGCUAUAGCACUCAAGAAUUUAUACAGUACUGAACCAGAGGUGGAAGAGGGUGAUGUUUUGGGAGUCCUGGCAGCUGCAUCAGUGCUGCAGUUCCCUAGUCUCUUCCAGAAGUGUGUGUCUAUUAUGAAGAGUGGAAUUUGCUCAGCCAAUGUCUGUAGUUAUUACUGUGCUGCUUGCAAGUACAAACAGGAAACACUGGUAACAGACUGCGAAAGGUGGUUAGAGGUGAACCUUGUUCCUCAGCUUAGUUCUCAGAUCCAUCUACGGAAACUGCCACAAGAACUGCUACAGAAAGUGCUCAGAUCUCCCAGGUUGUUUACAUUCAAUGAAUUCCACCUCCUGAAAACAACUCUUUGUUGGACCUACCUACAGCUAAACCCAAGGGUUCAGAUAAUACCAUCUCAUGAAACAAUCCUAAUGUACUUUAGCAGUUUAUCCAAGAGAUGUUCAUUUCUGGAAAGGGAAGCAGGACAGAGAUAUAGAACUGUUUUUCAAUCCCUUCGUUUACAUGGAAUAACUUCAAGUAAGCAUCUGGAGGAUUUACGACAGAUUAACUUCCUCCCGCUGCCAUGGCUGACACAGAUUCUGUCCAACCAUUACCAUGCACUGGAGAAUGGUGGUGACAUGACAUUGCAGAAAGAUUUUUCCAUGCAAGCUGUGAGGUUUGGUCUGCUGCUUAAACAGGAGCCAAGAUAUCAUGAAGAAAUAAUUUCCAUUUAUGGAUUCUUCUUUGAGAUAAAAGCAAUCAGAUAUGAAGCUUCAGCAUACAGCUUUUACAUUCAAAGAGUCAAACAAACAGACCCAGCUUUAUCUUUUUUUACUGCUGAACGUAGCCCUGUCAGCCUUAGGCAGGAGCGAGAAGUUAAAUAUGAAAUAAAAGCACAGUGCAUGAUGGAUGGGAAAUGGAGGGAAUUCAGUACUGAUCAACUUACCCAAAAGUUUGGCGUUACCAAACCAUCCUGCAAAAGCCAAGUCUUGAAAGCACGAAUACCAUCAAUUCCAGUCUAUGUGACAUAUGCUCUUCUUUUUCCAUCAUCUUGA